AUGGAAGACAUCUGCGGACCGAAGCUCGGUAAAGACGCGCAGGCCGGACAGGCGCCCGAGGUCGUGAGGCAAGACCCAGCCGAACUGGCUUCCGAAGCUGUGAGAAUGGACUCGGAUAUCCGAGCCCAACAAGCUCCCGAAGUGGUGAGGAUGGACUCGGAAAGACGGGCACGGCAGGCGCCCGGGGUUGUUGCCAUGGACCCGGAUGUCCGAGCAGAGAUGGCACCAGAGGUUAUAGGGACAGCCUACGGAAAGCAAGCACAACAGCCGCCACUGAACCCAACAACAAACUCACCAUUCACCCUCCCAAUAUCCGCUUGGGGCCUGCAAUCCAAUCUCCCCGUCCACUCCAUCAAACACCCCGCGGCAAUCCCCCAGAUCAGACCCGAGGCAACAGCGCCCUUCCUCGCAGCCACAGCCCCGUCGCUCCAAGCCCACGGCAUCCAAUCCGACGUCUGGCUCUCCUUCCUCUCGACCAUGUCCGCCUGCGUCACAACAGCCAAGGUCUCAAACCACAAGGCUAACAUGGCCAAAGACCUCGGCAAGGGCGCCUUCAAGUUCGCCCGCGCGGCGAGCGGCAGGAUUAGGGACGCCGGGAAGAGGGGCGACCUGGCGCGCGCCGGCUGGGCCGUCGUCGGCGCCGCGGUGAGCAUCCCGGUCGUCACCUCCCUCAAUCUCGUCGGCGCGGGCGUGGCGUUGCCAUUCGUGGCGCUCGGGGCCAUAGGUCGGAAGCCGCAGACGCCGCUGGAGCGGGCGGCAGCGUAUGCCGCGGCGGCGAACGAGGAGUGGCUGCACCCCCUGGGGCUGCACGCGCAGCUACAGCACUCGGCGCAGCUGUGCGGGGCGCUGGGGCUGCUGGCGGCGGCGCUGGAUGAUCUGACGACGGAGGCGCAGGGACCGGAGGAGAGGGGGCGCAUUGUGAGGGCCCAGCUGGAGGUGCUGGGGGAGUAUACGAGUCGGAUAGUUGUGGUUGAUGAGACUACUCCCCUGCUUGAGUUGGGGACGGAUACGCUUUGGUUGGUUGUUGCGAGGAUGGAUGGCACUGAUAUUGCUUAG
Anthostomella pinea is the source of this 1056-nucleotide messenger RNA. Lineage: Eukaryota; Fungi; Ascomycota; Sordariomycetes; Xylariales; Xylariaceae. The record is from the annotation of a GenBank genome assembly.